ACAGUUUUUGACACGCGAACUACUCUAUGUGUGAGGUUGAGGAAGCAGAGUGAAGAGAAAGAAAAAAAGAUAGAGAGAUAAGGAGCCAUGGCUUCGCUUUCGCUGCGCAUAACUCCUUGUACUACUCCUCCUUUACGCCAUACGAGAGCUAGAGUCUCCUGUUGCUCUUCUGGGCAUGUAUCAUUUAUCAAAGAUGUAGCUGCCACUGAACCUCCAAUGCAUCUUCAGCACUUGCUCAAAGUGCUUCAAACAAGAGGUGAAACAAUCAUAUCUCCUGGAGCUAAGCAGGGACUGAUACCUCUUGCUAUUCCGCUUUCGAAGAAUUCUUCAGGCUCUAUUACUGCGCUUCUGAGAUGGCCUACUGCUCCUCCAGGUUUGGAUAUGCCGGUUGUGGAAGUGUGGAGGAGUGGAGUCCGGCUUAUAGCUAGAAAUGUAGAUGAGUAUAUUCACCGGAUUUUGGUUGAAGAAGAUGCACAAGAGUUGACAGAACUUUAUCGUGCUUCAGCAGAGGCAGGUGAAAAACUUUACAGAAAGGGUGCUUUUGCUGAAUCACAAAUUGACAAUCUUGAUGUCUACGUCUUAAAGAAGGUUGGGCUAUUUCCAGAUUUGUUGGAACGGAAAGUAUUACGGCAUUUUGAUGAAGGAGAUCAUAUUUCAGCUAUGGUAACAGGAGAAUUUUACACAAAGAAAGACCUCUUUCCAGGAUUUGGACGACCUUUCGUAUAUUAUGCAAACAUACUGCAGAAGGUAGGAAGGAAUUCAGAAGCAAAAGACGCUGCUAGAGUAGCAUUGAAAUCACCUUGGUGGACAUUAGGAUGUUCUUAUGAGGAGGUUGCUACUAUUGCGCAAUGGGAAGACGAGCAAAUUGAAUUCGUAAGGGAGAAGGUGAGUGAUGAAGGUCGUCUUGAGGAUUUGACUAAAGGCAAAGCCCCAAUUCAAGUCGCGCUAGAUGUUGCGGCUUUUCUUUUGGAUUUGGCUUCUAUUGAAGGAACUUGGUCUGAAUCUGUAAACCAAAUUGCUAAAUGUUAUAAAGAGGCUGGCCUACUAGAGAUUUCCAAUUUCAUAUUGUACACCGAGUGAACUCAAAUCAUAAAACUACUUGUUCAUAAUGCGAAAAGAUUCUUCCAUUGUUCAGUUCA
Molecule: messenger RNA, 1139 nt
Organism: Capsella rubella
Lineage: Eukaryota; Viridiplantae; Streptophyta; Magnoliopsida; Brassicales; Brassicaceae
Exons: 10
Coding region: 88-1080 (330 amino acids)
Source: RefSeq, a predicted model, not a curated record